This is a messenger RNA of Chiloscyllium plagiosum (whitespotted bambooshark), 1881 nucleotides long. The record is from RefSeq and is a predicted model, not a curated record. NCBI's taxonomy places the organism in Eukaryota, Metazoa, Chordata, Chondrichthyes, Orectolobiformes, Hemiscylliidae.
AAAUUAUUGCUAUGAUGCUAUGAAUUCACAUGAUUUCCUUUUUUCCCAUCCUUCCAGUGUAUUAUCGGGCUCAUUUUCCAACCCUUUUCAGACCUGGACAGAGCAAAGUUUCAGUUUUACAUAAUUGUGAGUUCCAGAUCACACAACCAUGACGAAGAGAUCAGCAGAAAUAGAAAUAGAAAUAGAUGGUGAGGAGAAACGGCACUGCACAGAGGAGAGCAUUGCAGAGCAAACAACCAUCACCACAGCAGAGUUUGUGAGCCAGUCCAUUGAUAUCAAUGAGCCCAUUGGAAACCUCAAGAAGCUAUUAGAACCACGUCUUCAGUGUUCCUUGGAAGCACACGAGAUUUGUCUGCAAGAUAUUCUGCUGGAUCCUAAUCGUAGUUUGUUUGACCAAGGAGUGAAAACUGAUGGCACUGUUCAGCUCAGCGUGGAAGUCAUUUCCAGACAAGCAGGAGUGGAGCCGAAGCUCAACAUCCUGGAGAUUGUGAAGCCGGUUGAAACAGUUGAGGUUGUCAUCGAUCCUGAUGCGGCACACCAUGCAGGUGCCGAGGCCCAGCUUGUGGAGGAAGCACAAGUGAUCACAUUGGACGGCUCAAAACAACUGACAGCUAUACCAGACGAGACAUCUGAGCAAGUGACACGAUGGGCAGCAGCCCUCGAGGGUUAUCGGAAAGAGCAGGAGCAUCUUGGAAUACCAUAUGAUCCAGUUCAGUGGUCGGCAGACCAGGUGUUGCAUUGGGCCAUCUGGGUAAUGAAAGAGUUUACCAUGAUUGACGUGGAUAUCAAAGAGCUGAACGUUCUGGGGAAAGACCUGUGUGCCCUGAGCCAGGAGGAAUUCCUGCAGAGAGUACCAAAAGGAGAAAUUCUUUGGAGCCAUUUGGAAUUGCUGAGAAAGUAUGUGUUAGCAAGCCAAGAACAGACAGGUGAAAUUGCAACCGUUACUAUUGACCAACCUGUCCAAAUAAUUCCUGCAACUGUGCAGUCAACAACUCCCACCACCAUAAAAGUCUUUACUGGAACACCCAAGUCUGCCAAAGUCCCACGUGCCCCAAGGAUCUCUGGGGAAGACAGAAGUUCUCCUGGGAAUAGGACCGGUAACAAUGGACAGAUCCAACUCUGGCAGUUCCUGCUGGAGCUCCUAACAGACAAAGAUGCUCGAGACUGCAUUUCGUGGGUGGGAGAUGAAGGGGAGUUCAAGUUGAAUCAGCCAGAGUUGGUGGCUCAGAAAUGGGGUCAACGCAAAAACAAGCCCACUAUGAACUAUGAGAAACUGAGUCGAGCACUUAGGUAUUAUUAUGAUGGGGAUAUGAUAUGCAAAGUCCAGGGGAAGAGAUUCGUCUAUAAGUUUGUGUGUGACUUGAAGACACUGAUUGGCUACAGUGCAGCAGAGCUGAACCGCCUGGUCACAGAGUGCGAGCAGAAGAAACUAGCCAAGAUGCAAAUCCAUGGUAUGACAGGACAGCCAGUCACCACGGUAACGCUGGCUGCAGCCUCCCUGCAGAGUGAGAAAGACAGUUGAAGCAUCCCUAGCUGAAGCUUGGUGUGUGUGGGUUGCUCAUCGCACCCCCCAACUUUGAAUGACACCUGUCCUCCGGUAUCCUGGUUGGGUCAAGUGGCUUCUUCCUCCUUCAGCUUCUGGGACUGUACAGUGUAAACGUAAUGAGCUGCCUCAGAGGGAGGCCGAGGCUGGGACUCUGUCCCACUGUCUAUAUGUGCAUUGCAUAAGCAGUGUCGAAAUGGAGCGAGCAAUGGUAGCAGACUUCAUGGUAUAUUAAAAUGAAACGUGUACCUGCUUCACCUUAUUCUAUCAAAUUUUUUUGUUAUUUUUGCAAAUAUUUUUACCCUUAUGUGAAUUUUGAAUAAAAAAGGUAUACUCCA